AUGUCUAAAGCCUGCUUGCUUUUGUUUCUCGUUGGAGUGGUGGUUUUUAUCAUCACUCCUUCUAUAGCUAACCAACAUCAUGGUAAUGAGCUUCCCAAGGGUAAUGGUAGGAAGCCUUUCCCAGGUGAGAAGCAACCACAACACAAGCCAUUCCCCGAACACCGACCACCAAUACACCGUGGACCUGGUGGUAAGGGGGAGGAGCCACCACAUGGAGAAAAACCUCCUCAUAGACACUUAUUGAAUGUGGAAGUUGAGGGCACACAUAAACCUCCACGAUACUCAGGUGGUAAACCUCCAAGACACUCGGGAGGUAAACCUCCACAUGUUGAGGGGUUCCUUGCUGGUAAAGCACCCAUGAAGCCAUUCCCUGGUGACAAACCAUCUAAGGGUAAUGAAAAGGGAGCACCUCAUGAACCUAAACCUCCUCAUAGACACUUAUUGAGUGUGGAAGUUGAGGGCACACAUAAACCUCCACAACACUCAGGUGGUAAACCUCCACGACAUUCAGGGGGUAAACCUCCACAUGUUGAAGGAUUUCCUGGUGACAAACCAUCCAAGGGUAAGGGAAAGGGGGCACCUCAUGAACCCAAACCUCCUCACAGACACAUAUUGAGUGUGGAAGUUGAGGGCAUACAUAAACCUCCACAACAAUCAGGUGGUAAACCUCCACGACAUUCAGGGGGUAAACCUCCACAUGUUGAAGGAUUCCCUGGUGACAAACCAUCCAAGGGUAAGGGAAAGGGAGCACCUCAUGAACCAAAACCUCCUCAUAGACACCUAUUGAAUGUCGAAGUUGAGGACACACAUAAGCCUCCACAACACUCAGGGGGUAAACCUCCACAUGUUGAAGGAUUCCCCGACGGUAAGCCACCCAUAAAACCAUUCCCCGGUGACAAACCAUCCAAGGGUAAGGGAAAGGGAGUACCUCAUGAACCUAAACCUCCUCAUAGACACCUCUUAAGUGAGCCACACAAAUAUGUGAUACCACCCAAAGGUAAGGGAGAGAAGCCUCCCCAUGAGCAGAAACCACACCAUGGACACCACCCAAGGCACCAUCUGGGAAUAGAAAAUUAA
Messenger RNA from Gossypium arboreum, 1077 nucleotides. RefSeq names its product early nodulin-75-like. The transcript has a single exon. Bases 1 to 1077 code for a protein of 358 amino acids. The record is from RefSeq and is a predicted model, not a curated record. Lineage: Eukaryota; Viridiplantae; Streptophyta; Magnoliopsida; Malvales; Malvaceae.